AUGUCGUCUCAUCAGGUCCCGAAUGACAUCAUCCUCUUCCACUACAACUUUUCUCCUUUCGCAAAGAGAAUUGUCUGGUAUCUGAAGCUACGAGGCAUUCCUUAUGCAGAAUGUAUACAGCCUCUGACCCUUCCACGCCCGGAUCUGGCUGAGUUGGGCAUCAAUUACCGUCGCAUCCCUCUGCUUUCUAUUGGCCGAGAUGUGUACUAUGACACCCGCUUGAUCCUAGCAAGACUAGAGCAAAGCUUCCCAGCAUCGUCAUCAUACCCAGCUUUGUCGACGCCCGAGAACAAAGGACUGGAGGCCUUGCUAGAGAAGUUCACAGUCGAUGCUGGUGUUUUCUCCAAGGCAGCUCAGUCGCUUCCACCGGAUUUGCCGACUAUGAAAGAUGAAAAGUUCGUCAAGGAUCGAUCUGAAUUUACGGGCACUAGCUGGUCACAGGAGGCUCGCAAGAAAGGGUAUCCUGAAGCACUGGCACACAUCAGGCAUACAUUCGACAUACUCGAGGCUUUGCUUGCGGAUGGCAGACAGUGGAUCGGAGGAACAGACAAAGUCAGUCUGGCCGACAUUCACGGUAAGAUCGACAAAAAUGCAAACGCAGUGAUGAAACUAACCAAUGCACUGCAGNCUGCUUGGCCCUUCAUCUGGAUCGGCGACAUGCUGCCCAAGCAGUCAUUUGCCAAAGACCAACACCCAAAGGCUUGGGCAUGGCUAGGCCGCUUCAAGCAGAGAGUCAAGGAAGCGGAGAAAUCAUCGAAGGCGGUACCGUUGGAUGGCGGGGCGGCAAUGCAGCAUGUUGUAUCUGCAUCAUAUCACGAUCAACAAACCGGCGUAGACGACACUGAUCCCGUCAAACUUAAGGAGGGCGACCUUGUCCAAUUGUGGCCCACCGAUAGCGGUUUCCGACACAAAGAUCAGGGUCAUCUGGUAAAGCUUACAAAAGAUGAGGUGGUGCUUGCCAUACAAACCAAAAGUGGAAACAAAGAGAUCAGAGUCCACGCGCCAAGAUGGGGCUUCAGAGUUGUCAAGGCAAAAGCUCAACUUUAG
Messenger RNA from Aureobasidium musti, 1047 nucleotides. The record is from the annotation of a GenBank genome assembly. Lineage: Eukaryota; Fungi; Ascomycota; Dothideomycetes; Dothideales; Saccotheciaceae.